AUGUGCGGCACGACCGACGCCUCGCCGCUCUUCUCGCGGCCUGUCGUGGGCAAGAUGGUCAAGCGCGCGUUUCCCACGAUUCAGACCCGUCGCCGUGGGCCGCGCACCAACGUCAAGCAGCACUGGAUCGGUCUCCAUCAGCUCACCAACGAUGAGCUACUACUCUCGGACGACUCCAGUGGCCCAAGCCACGAGGACCUCGCCCAGCCACCCGCGCAGGCGCACUCAUCUCCGUCGCUGUCGCUGUCGUCGUCGAGUUUGAACAGCACCACGCCUGAGCAGAGCGGGGUCCCUGUAACGAACUCCACCAGCACCUCCUGCGCCGACCGGGCCGCCGUUGCCGCCGCUCAAGCCCAGGCCCAGCCGGCGGUCCACAGCAGUUACAAUCACCACCAGGGCCAGCUACACAACAACCCGUCGUCGCAGCCGCCGCAGCCGUCGUUGGCGGGCCACAACCGAAUGGAUCCACCGCAGCCGUAUGCGCUCCCGUGUCACGGGCCGGACCUGGGCGACUACCACCAGAUGCGGUGGCAGCUGGAGCAGCAGCACCAUCGGGAGGAGGAGCGUAGAAGCUUCAACUACGACUGGCAGCAGCAGCACCAACCACAACAAUACAGCCCACCUCAUUCACAUCUGACGGUCGAGCCGCAGUACCUCGAGCAUCCAAUGCCGCCGGACUACGAACUGUCACCGCAGCCGGUCGCAAGCGAAAUCGUGCCCGACUACCUUCUCCCGCUUCGUCAGACCACUGCCUCGCCCAACCGCCACCAUCACCAUCAACAACAACCGCUACAACGACUGCCGCCACAACCACACCCUCAGCCACACCCUCAACCAAACCAUCGGCAGCAUUUGCACCAUCACAGCCCGGCCCACAAUCUCCACCACAGCCCCGACGCGUCCGUGAGCGAGCGACGCCCGCGACCUCCGAGGGAGGGACCGGGUCAGUCGCCGGCCGGCGAGAGACGGAGAACGGAUGAGCGCUGUACAGACCACAACGUCUGGGCCGGGCGGAUGAUUGCAGCGACGAGCAGCGAAGAGCCACAGAAGCGCCGCGGCCACCUCCCGGCGACCACCCCUCCCCCCGGCCGCCAGCGCAGCAGCUCCCACACACCACGCAAGUGUAAUUCCAUAAACUAG
Molecule: messenger RNA, 1140 nt
Organism: Acanthamoeba castellanii str. Neff
Lineage: Eukaryota; Discosea; Longamoebia; Acanthamoebidae
Exons: 1
Coding region: 1-1140 (379 amino acids)
Source: RefSeq, a predicted model, not a curated record